This is a messenger RNA of Dermacentor albipictus, 893 nucleotides long. The record is from RefSeq and is a predicted model, not a curated record. Lineage: Eukaryota; Metazoa; Arthropoda; Arachnida; Ixodida; Ixodidae.
GUUAUCCGUGAGCGAAAGGAAGAACUUCUGUCGUGUCCCGAACUACAAGAGUCUAUCGAGGAAACGGCUCUGGAAAGUGACAUCUACGGCGUGAAAGGAAAAACCAGGAAACCAUUCCUUGAUAUCCUCCUCCGAGAACACAUCAAGGACCCUGAAAAUUUUUCCGAAGAAGAUGUUCGAGAAGAAGUGGACACUUUUAUGUUUGAGGGUCAUGACACGACAGCCAUGGGAAUUAGCUGGGCUCUGUACCUCAUUGGUCUCUACUCGGAGCACCAGGAACUCAUGCACCAAGAGCUGGACGCCAUAUUUGGCGCCAACAAGACCCGACCUGUCACUUCGGAAGACUUGAAGCAAAUGAAGUACAUGGAAUGCUGCCUAAAGGAGUCCCAGCGAUUGUAUCCAUCAGUUCCAUUCAUCUCAAGAACCUGCGAGCAAGACGUCAUGAUCGCUGGCCGAAAGCUACCGAAAGGAGCGGACAUCAUGGUUGGCAUUUACAACCUGCAUCGUGACCCAGACGUAUUCCCCAAGCCGGAGGAAUUCAUUCCAGACAGGUUUCUCCCUGAAAACGUGGAAGGGAGACACCCUUUUGCUUUCGUUCCUUUCUCUGCUGGCCCGAGAAACUGCAUUGGUCAACGUUUUGCCAUGAUGGAAGAAAAAGUCGUCAUCGCCAACAUCCUUCGAAACUACAAGCUGGUUCCACUGCACCAUCGAGACAAGAUCCGUGUGAUGGCGGAACUCGUUUUGAGGCCGAAGAAUGGUCUGCAUGUGAAAUUUAUUCCGAGGGAGCCUACAAAAUUGAAAUGAAAGCAUUCAGUGACAAUUCUUUCCUCAGAAGGUUUCAUGGGUUCACUAAAGCACGUGCGCAAACGUACCGAAUAAAUGAAACAUAUGAC